GGCAGAACAGUCUGCUGGUCAUUUUGCUCAUCCCAUGGCUGCCGCCGAUCCCGUCGUCGCGGACACCGCCGCCUCCGCAUCCACCUUCGCCGCCAUAUCUUCGGACUCUGAAUCCGACGACCUCCACCUCCUCCUCCCGAAUCUCCUCCCUUCCGCCGCCGCCGCCUCCAAAUCGGACGCGCAGCUGCUCCACCACUUCCACCUCCCCGACCUUCCGUCCCCUGUCACCGUCCGCACCCUCCCCUCUCUCGGCCUCACCUUCCAGCUCUGGCCGUCGGCCACCACCCUCCUCCGCGUGCUGCCGGCCUCCCCGCACCUCCUCCCGCCCGCGCCCGCCCCGGGGAGCCCGCUUGGUAUCCUCGAGCUCGGCUCCGGCACCGGCGCCGCUGGCCUCUCCCUGGCCGCGGCGCUCCCGGCCCACGCCGUCCUCUCGGAUCUCCCCGCGGCGCUCCCCAACCUCCGCCACAACGCCGACCUCAACGCGCCCCUCCUGGACGCCCGCGGCGGCUCCGUCUCCGUCGUCCCGCUCCCGUGGGGCGACGCCGCGGCGAUGGAGGCCGUCGCGGCCGUUUCUCGGUUCGACCUCGUCGUGGCGUCGGACGUGGUCUACUACGAGGCGUUGGUUGACCCCUUGAUAGAGACGCUGCGGUUCUUCGUCAAGGGUGAGGUGGUGUUCGUGAUGGCGCACAUGAGGAGGUGGAAGCGCACGGACAAGAAAUUCUUCGCCAAGGCGAGGAAGGUGUUCGACGUCGAGGUGGUACACGAGGACCCGCCGCUCGAAGGGUGGCGCCAUGGGCCGGUGGUCUACCGCUUUACCGAGAAGAAGCAGCAUGGCAAGAAGUGAAGAAGCUGCCUAAAGGGAUCUGGAUGUCUCGGGUGCUAUCCUUUGUUUUAUUCGAGGAUUGUGGUUAAUUCUCAUGGAGUCAGAACGGAGUUUUGGAUUUCGGUUGAUUUAGGAGAAGCUAUCUGAUAUGAACUCUGAAAAGUAUAGAACUUUAUGGUUGGGAAGGGACCAUCCGAAUUUUAUAGUUCGAACAACGGAACAAGACUAAGUUAAUGGUCCUCAAGGAUACAACUCUAGCAUGUCUUUGUACUAGCAUUAGCAUUUGAAAUGGUGAUGGACAGUUUCCAGUAAAUAGAUCAAUUGCGUGAUGCCUCUGCAUGCAAGGAAGGAAUGCCUGGAGACCGUAUGUUACUUCUCAUUGGAAGUUCUUUAUUCUUUUGUACUAUUUUUAUGGAAUUGGACUGGAAGCCACACAAGUAUUAUGUUCUCUUGCUACUUUUUUUUUUCCAAAUUAAUUUAUACACUUCGUAGCAAGUUCCUUUCUUAUGGUAGCAAAACUGUAAAAAAUCAUUUACAUAUCUAAAUGAGGAACUAGACCUUUUUCUUGUGAACAAAGAAAGCUUUCUGCAUCAAUAUAUUGGAAGAGAGCAAAAUCAAUGCAUUAGAAUUAACCCUAAGGGAAUGCAUAUACACAGAA
Oryza brachyantha (malo sina) is the source of this 1481-nucleotide messenger RNA. Its product is annotated as protein-lysine methyltransferase C42C1.13-like. The coding region runs from base 35 to 844 and encodes 269 amino acids. The transcript has 2 exons. NCBI's taxonomy places the organism in Eukaryota, Viridiplantae, Streptophyta, Magnoliopsida, Poales, Poaceae. The record is from RefSeq and is a predicted model, not a curated record.